AUGAUUCUGCAAGCAUCAACGAAACAGUAUCCUGCCAACGGAGUCAUGCCGGUGCUGGAAAACACUUCGAACACUUCAAUGCUUCAAUGCGAUAUCUCUUCGCGUGUCGACUCUUUGCGUUCCAGCAUAAUCGCCACUAACGGUCCGAUCGCGGUGCUGAAUACUAUUGCAACGGCAAGUGACCAGCCAAAAACCCCCAAUGAGCCCAUCUGCAUCUUCUACCAGAACAUCCGUGGAUUGAAGUCCAAGAUCUCCGAAGUGUUUCUGGGUACCUCAGAGUUCGCGUACGACGCGUACGUUUUUACUGAGACGUGGCUUGACGAUCACAUCGCCUCUCGCCAAUUGUUCAGCAAUGAUUACAAUGUCUUCCGGGUUGAUCGUGUUCGCGACAUCUUCGGCGAAGAAAAUCGUCUCAGCCCGCCCUGUCGAGAGAGUUCUGCUUCUCCAUCGUCAUCAUCAUGCAAAAAUCUCGCGGCCACCGCCGCCAAAAUAGCAGCCGCCCACAGCAGCAGCAGCAGCAGUCCAACGCCGACGGCACCAAGCUCACCGCAAUCCGUUCCGCUUUGUCUCCAGCGGACAAUCGCCAAAGAAAACCAACAGCAAAACGAGCGGGAAACUGCUUCCAGUACGACCAGCUGCACCCCAAGCGGGCGUCGAUUUUUCCCUGGACGGGAUUCAGUUCCGUACGGCAAUAGGGGACACGUACUGACACUAGCCGAACGCAAAGAUUACCCCCCGAGCAGACCCGUUACACCACAGCACAAGCCACCUCUGCUGGAGAAAAAAGCACCCCCACACAGCGGCAAUGGGCCACCCAUUCGGAACGAUCGAAAUGUACUCACCGAAGAGAGACCACUGCUGUCGAUCAAACCACGAUCUCCCCCUCCAAAGGAUCGCGUUCCAUCUCCUCCACCGGCACCGGGUGCCGCGGUGCGAUGUUCCGUCAUUCAGCGGGCUCCAACAGCGGCUGUCUCGCCCCGACGACCAAGUCCCGAAAGCAGCCCAAGGGCUGUCGAUCUAAAGGUACGCGCGCCCGAGGUAGAACCGAUGCAGGAGCAACCGAUUGACUAUCACAUACCAAAACGAAGCGGUGAUGGAGCUAAGGAAGACGAAGAAAAGGAAAAACGCAUGCAAAGGGCCAAACAGGCGGCCAUUCUUCGAAAGCACUUCUGGAUCCGCGCUCAUCGAUUUGGCAAUCUGAACGGGAUUAUGCAAGCAGCUGCUGGACACGGUCGGUCAUCCAGUGGAGGAGGACAAGCUGGCAGUGGCCAUAGUGGACACAGCGGUGGAGGAAGUAUUAACUUUUCAUCCGGUUCAGGGAAUCUGGGAGGAUCCAGCGGAGGCGGAGGUGGUGCAAUCGGAGGUGGUGGCGGAUCUAGUGGAGGCAUGGGAGGACGCGAUGGACGAUCCAACUACGGUCCAAAUAGCCCUCCAACUGGAUCUCUACCGCCGUUUUAUGAAAGUCUGAAGGGGGGAAAUGGCCUCAACGGAUACAAUGCUAACGGAGGUUUCCUUAAUGGCAACUGGAAUAACAUGGAUUGCGAUACAACCCAGGAUCUCACUAAUAUUGGAGCCUACACGGACGCUAACGGGAACAGUAGUAACCCGUCCAAACAAUACUCUAUGUUGCAGAAUGCAUACGGAAUCGCACUGAAGGAUGAGGCAGACCUGGAUUACGACUCUAAAAUCGACUCACUCUCUAACCUUUACGGAAGCUAUGACGUCAAUGAUUCCAUGAUGGUUGACAUGAACGGAGUGGGGGUCGAUCCGCUUCAGUUUACCGCAACACUAACCUUCUCCUCACCUGGUGAUAACGCUCUGCUGGAUAGUCUCACCGACGCAGUCGAUCUGAGUCACUUCCUCAAUCGAUUACCCUCGGACGAACAUUCCAGCAACUGCAACGAUCUGGAGCUAACCUCAACACCGUCACUCACGCCCGACUCCGUUUCGACCUCCCUCCAACAAGUAGAAGGUCACGAUGGCCUGGAGCAAUACCCCGAGCAUCUACUCCUCUCCCGCAGCUACAACACCAAUUUCAACAACAACAACAACCACAAAUAUAUGCACCAUCAUCCGGAGAACCCGCCCAGCUACCAAUCCGCACAUCAGUUUCAGUCCCUCAGCAGUUUCGACCUCGAUUCUCACAGUAACCUAUCCCUCCCAUCGCCCAACAGUAAUUCCCUCCAAUCACCGUCCUCUUCCUCCUCGCCACCAUCGUCAUCGUCCUCAACGGCAGCAGCUGCUGCCGCCGCCGCUGCAGCCGCGGCAGCUUUAGCCGCGGGUCUUCCGGCGCACGGUCACCAUUCGGUUGGUGCCCUCGGCGGAGCUGCCGCUGUCGUCGCGGCACCACCGCCAGCCGUCGUCGCCUCAACCAUCCAAAACCUCGGUCUCCCGGCGGAAGUUCAGCUGGAGUUCGUCAACGGUGGUCACGGCAUCAAAAACCCGCUGGCCGUCGAGAAUGUGCCCGGACGGUUGCGCGACGAGGACAAACACCACACCAAACUGCUGCAGCAGCAGACCGAAGUCGUCAAGCUGGACGAACCAGGCGAGAGCGGCGGCGGCGGUGGUCAGAAUCAGAAAUUCUGCUGUCGCAUCUGCCAGAAAACGUUCACCUUGCAGCGGUUGCUUAACCGGCACAUGAAGUGUCACUCCGACGUCAAGCGCUACCUGUGUACGUUCUGCGGUAAGGGUUUCAACGACACGUUCGACCUGAAACGGCACACCCGAACGCACACCGGCGUCCGGCCGUACAAGUGCAAUCUCUGCGAGAAGUCCUUUACGCAGCGCUGCUCGCUGGAAUCGCACUGCUUGAAGGUGCACGGAGUGCAGCACCAGUACGCGUACAAGGAGCGACGCACGAAGAUGUAUGUUUGCGAGGAGUGUGGCCACACCACCAACGAACCGGAAGUGCACUACCUACACCUGAAGGAUAAGCAUCCGUAUUCGCCGGCGCUGCUCAAGUUCUACGACAAACGCCACUUCAAGUUUACCAAUUCGCAGUUUGCGAACAAUCUGCUUGGUUCAUUCCCGAUGCCGGUGCAGAAUUAA
Molecule: messenger RNA, 3048 nt
Organism: Sabethes cyaneus
Lineage: Eukaryota; Metazoa; Arthropoda; Insecta; Diptera; Culicidae
Gene: ovo
Product: transcriptional regulator ovo
Exons: 5
Coding region: 1-3048 (1015 amino acids)
Biological process (GO): epidermal cell differentiation; regulation of transcription by RNA polymerase II
Cellular component (GO): nucleus
Molecular function (GO): RNA polymerase II cis-regulatory region sequence-specific DNA binding; DNA-binding transcription factor activity, RNA polymerase II-specific
Source: RefSeq, a predicted model, not a curated record